AUGAGUGAUUGCACUUCUCCCGUUCCAUCUAUGUCCUGUGAUGAAUCAAUGGACAGAGAUGAAGAGCUGUCGGAUGCAUCACCUCAUUCGACGGAACUAGCCCAUUCAGUUGUUCGUUCCACUUCUGUCGAGCCAGAUACAAGCAAGCUCAGAUCUGCUUUUCGAACGAUCGGCGGGGAUCCAUUGUCGAUGCAGCAACGGUUGUUGGCGAUGCUCCAGACAGAAGUGCCGCAGCCGUGGAGGUUGGUUCAGAUUCCCUCGCAGCCGAAUGCAAAGCGGUUAACGUAG
This is a messenger RNA of Haemonchus placei, 288 nucleotides long. The record is from the annotation of a GenBank genome assembly. Lineage: Eukaryota; Metazoa; Nematoda; Chromadorea; Rhabditida; Trichostrongylidae.